Anopheles maculipalpis is the source of this 1749-nucleotide messenger RNA. RefSeq names its product protein I'm not dead yet-like. Gene Ontology annotation, molecular function: succinate transmembrane transporter activity; citrate transmembrane transporter activity. Gene Ontology annotation, biological process: citrate transport; monoatomic anion transmembrane transport. The record is from RefSeq and is a predicted model, not a curated record. Gene Ontology annotation, cellular component: membrane. Lineage: Eukaryota; Metazoa; Arthropoda; Insecta; Diptera; Culicidae. The transcript is spliced from 8 exons. Bases 4 to 1746 code for a protein of 580 amino acids.
GAGAUGGGGGAAGCAACGGUGGUAAUUAAGAAGGAGCAGCUAACACUGCAGCUUGAUCCUGUGAUGACACAAGUGCCGGAAGGAUGUGGCCGUCGCAUGUGGCUGUUUAUGGGGGUUUAUUGGAAAACGAUGCUAGUGCUGCUUGUCCCCUGUCUAGCGGCCACGGUUUUCUUUAUCGACACAUCACCCCCAUUCCGGUGUAUGUACAUCGUGAUGGUGAUGGGAGUCUUUUGGAUUACGGAGGCCCUUCCACUGCCGAUCACGUCCAUGCUUCCGAUUGUGCUGUUCCCGAUGAUGGGCAUUCUGGAUACGAACAGGACGUGCAUGAUGUACAUGAAGGACACGAUGCUGAUGUUUAUCGGUGGCAUUGUGAUGGCACUGGCCGUGGAGUACUGUAACCUUCAUAAGCGCGUUGCACUAAAGGUGAUCUCGGUGAUCGGUUGCAGUCAGCGAAAGCUUACGUUCGGGCUUACCGUAGUGACAAUGUUUGUGUCGAUGUGGAUCUCCAACACAGCCACGGUAGCGAUGAUGUGCCCGAUCGUACAGGCUGUGCUGGAAGAGUUGGAAGCGCAAGGACUCUGCAAGAUCAACGAAAAGUCCAAAUCGGUUGAAGGUCCCACGGGCGAGGAAGAAGAUACUCCACGACCCACAAAGGUAACGCUGUGUUACUACAUCGGGACGGCUUAUGCGGCAACGUGCGGUGGUGUUGGUACGAUCGUCGGUUCCGGUGUGAAUCUCACCCUGAAGGGCAUCUACGAGAGUCGAUUCCCUGAUGCACCUACCAUCGAUUUCCCGUCGUUUAUGUUCUACAACGUGCCCGGUAUGCUGAUAUUUACCUUCCUGACCUGGGUUUGGCUCCAGUGGCUUUUCAUGGGAAUGUUUAAUCCCGACAGUGAAGAUGCCCGUGUCGCCAAUAUAGGUCCCGAAGGUGAAGCCGUUGCCAAGCGAGUGAUCGAAAAUCGCCUGCGAGAGCUCGGACCGAUGAGCUCGCACGAGCUUGCUGUAGCCUUUUUCUUCGUCCUUUCGGUUGUGCUUUACUUCACCCGCGAACCAGGCUUCAUGAUGGGAUGGGCUGAUCUCGUACCGGAUGUCAAAAUUAAAGAUGCAACUCCCGCCAUUUUUGUCGUGAUCAUGAUGUUCAUUGUACCGGCCGAUUGGAACUGCUUGUCUUUCUUCCAGAAAGGUGGCGGGCGACUACCAAAACGUGCCUCACCGGGUCUUAUUACGUGGCGGUUUAUCAACCAAAAGACGCCCUGGAGUUUGCUGUUCCUGCUCGGCGGUGGAUUUGCCUUGGCUGAAGGUGGUCGCACUUCCGGUAUGUCGGCCUUGCUCGGACAAUCGCUCGCCGGGCUGAAGGUUUUGCCGCCGCUGCUGCUGCUGUUUGUGCUGUGCGUCGUUGGUGAAUUUCUUACCGAGUUUACCUCGAACGUGGCCAUCUGCAAUGUGCUGCUGCCAGUGCUGGCGGAAGUGGCAAUCGCAAUUGAAAUUCAUCCCCUGUAUCUCAUGUUUCCGGUGGCGAUGGUAUGCAGCUUUUCGUUCCACCUUCCAGUCGGUACACCGCCAAACGCGAUCGUUGCUGGGGUGGGCAAUAUUCGCAUCAAGGAUAUGGCGGUGGCCGGUAUAGGUCCGUCCAUCUUUACACUGAUCGUCAGCUGGGCCAGCUUUCCGACGUGGGGCAGCAUUAUCUAUCCGGAGCUGGCAACCUUCCCGGACUGGGCAAGGCCCUUGAAUGAGACGACACUGUAAAUG